AUGAGCUCUCAGCACGUGCUUCGACGCAUUAUUCUCCAGCAACGACCUCCUACAUGGCCGCCACCACUACGAACGUAUUCUUCGGUGGAGCUCAAAACGGCCGUGCAAAUGGAAAUCAGUUGUCGAGGCAGUGUUGGUGCAGCAAAGGCUGCCGUCUUUCGUCGAGACAUGAUUUUAGCAACCAGAGACAACGUCGACGACACGUACGGAGAGCACUUGCGUAAACUGAAUGCGGUGCCGUACCGCAGCGAAUAG
Molecule: messenger RNA, 255 nt
Organism: Phytophthora nicotianae INRA-310
Lineage: Eukaryota; Oomycota; Peronosporomycetes; Peronosporales; Peronosporaceae
Exons: 1
Coding region: 1-255 (84 amino acids)
Source: RefSeq, a predicted model, not a curated record